CUCGUUUACAUCUGCGCCAUCUAGACAUUGACCACCACCGACGACAGACGACAGACACAAUGGACUCCCUCGUCGCCAAGCUCCAGCCCCAGUCCCUGCACACACACAACGACGGCGAGGCCUCAUCGCACGCCGACGCGGCGGCGUGGGGCAGCAUGGCUGGGUUCGGUAACCUCGACCGCAGCGGCGCCGUUGAGAGCAUGGCCGUGCCCGGCGUUCCCGACCCCCUCGCCUUCCUCUCCCUCCACACCGACUCGAUGUCGUCCAACCCCCAGGCCAAGAUCAAGCUGGCCCACGGCACGACGACCCUCGCGUUCCGCUUCAAGGGCGGCAUCAUUGUUGCCGUCGACUCGCGCGCAACAGCAGGCUCGUACAUUGCCUCGGGAACAGUCAAGAAGGUCAUCGAGAUCAACCCCUACCUCCUUGGUACCAUGGCCGGUGGUGCCGCCGACUGCCAGUACUGGGAGACCUACCUCGGCAUGCAGUGCCGCCUCCACGAGCUCCGUAACAAGGAGCGCAUCUCGGUCGCCGCCGCGUCCAAGAUCCUCUCCAACAUUGUCUACCAGUACAAGGGCAUGGGCUUGAGCAUGGGAACAAUGAUCUGCGGCUGGGACAAGACUGGCCCCGCCCUCUUCUACGUCGACUCGGACGGACAGCGCUUGAAGGGCGACCUCUUCUCGGUCGGCUCGGGUAGCACGUACGCGUACGGUGUCCUCGACCAGGGCUACCACUGGGACCUGUCGGACGAGGACGCGCAGGAGCUCGGCCGCCGGUCGAUCACUGCGGCUGGUCACCGCGACGCCUACUCGGGUAACUCGAUCAACCUGUACCACGUGCGGGAGAACGGCUGGGAGUUCAUCGACAACUACGACCUCAGCGAGCAGUACUACAAGUACGACGCGGAGAAGAAGGAGAAGGCGGCCGCGGCUGCUGCUGCUGCAUCUGGUGGCUCCCCGAUUGCUGUCGAGUAGACUGGUGUAUGCAUAGUACUGGAAGACAUGUAGACGAGAUAUGCAGUGUGUGGUAGAG
This is a messenger RNA of Vanrija pseudolonga, 1029 nucleotides long. RefSeq names its product Proteasome subunit beta type-5 (gene PRE2). The coding region runs from base 60 to 971 and encodes 303 amino acids. Lineage: Eukaryota; Fungi; Basidiomycota; Tremellomycetes; Trichosporonales; Trichosporonaceae. The transcript is spliced from 5 exons. Gene Ontology annotation, cellular component: proteasome core complex. Gene Ontology annotation, molecular function: threonine-type endopeptidase activity. The record is from RefSeq and is a predicted model, not a curated record.